Messenger RNA from Ixodes scapularis (black-legged tick), 2222 nucleotides. Its product is annotated as heat shock 70 kDa protein cognate 4. Gene Ontology annotation, molecular function: heat shock protein binding; ATP binding; misfolded protein binding. Lineage: Eukaryota; Metazoa; Arthropoda; Arachnida; Ixodida; Ixodidae. The coding region runs from base 129 to 2075 and encodes 648 amino acids. Gene Ontology annotation, biological process: protein refolding; cellular response to unfolded protein; vesicle-mediated transport. The record is from RefSeq and is a predicted model, not a curated record. The transcript has 5 exons. Gene Ontology annotation, cellular component: nucleus; cytosol; plasma membrane.
ACAUAAAAGUCGGCGAAGAACGACCAUUUUGGAUCGAGAACGGCUCGUGCUGUAACCGAAGAAAAAUUAGUGAGUGUUCCCGGCUGUAUAUAUAAUUUAUUUUAAAGAGAAACUCUCUGGGUUACGGCAUGGCGAAGGUACCAGCUAUCGGAAUUGACCUGGGCACGACUUACUCCUGCGUCGGAGUGUUCCAGCACGGAAAGGUCGAGAUCAUCGCCAACGACCAGGGGAACCGAACCACACCUAGCUAUGUGGCCUUCACGGACACGGAGCGACUCAUCGGGGAUGCCGCGAAAAAUCAGGUUGCGAUGAACCCGAACAACACAGUCUUCGAUGCUAAACGGCUGAUCGGUCGUCGUUUCGAUGACCCCGCCGUCCAGUCCGACAUGAAGCACUGGCCGUUCGACGUGGUUAGCGAUGGCGGAAAGCCCAAGAUCCAGGUUGAAUAUAAGGGCGAGACGAAAACCUUCUUCCCCGAAGAGAUCUCGUCGAUGGUGCUCACCAAGAUGAAGGAAAUUGCAGAAGCCUAUCUUGGCAAGACCGUCACCAACGCCGUGGUAACUGUUCCGGCCUACUUCAACGACUCGCAGCGCCAGGCAACCAAGGACGCCGGCACAAUCGCUGGUCUCAACGUGCUCCGUAUCAUCAAUGAGCCGACAGCGGCAGCCAUUGCCUACGGCCUGGACAAGAGGGGGACCGGCGAACGGAACGUGCUCAUCUUCGACUUGGGCGGCGGUACCUUCGAUGUGUCUAUUCUGACCAUCGAGGACGGAAUCUUCGAGGUGAAGUCGACGGCCGGUGACACACACUUGGGUGGUGAGGACUUCGACAACCGCAUGGUGAACCACUUCGUGCAAGAGUUCAAGCGCAAGCACAAGAAGGACCUGACCGUGAACAAGAGGGCACUGAGGCGAUUGAGGACUGCCUGCGAGAGGGCCAAGCGUACCCUGUCUUCCAGCACACAGGCUAGCAUCGAGAUUGACUCUCUCUUCGAGGGUGUCGACUUCUACUCGACCAUCACCAGGGCUCGUUUUGAAGAGCUGAAUGCCGACCUGUUCCGUAGUACUCUGGAGCCUGUGGAGAAGGCCUUGCGCGAUGCCAAGUUGGACAAGUCUCAGGUGCACGACAUUGUGCUGGUGGGUGGCUCCACCCGUAUCCCCAAGAUCCAGAAGCUGCUUCAGGACUUCUUCAAUGGCAAGGAGCUGAACAAGUCCAUCAACCCGGACGAGGCUGUAGCCUACGGAGCUGCUGUACAAGCUGCCAUCCUGAUCGGCGAUAAGUCCGAGCAAGUCCAGGACCUCCUGCUGUUAGACGUUACCCCCCUGUCGCUGGGUAUCGAGACUGCCGGCGGAGUGAUGACAGUCCUCAUCAAGCGCAACACAACCAUUCCCACCCGCCAGACGCAGACCUUUACCACCUACUCGGACAACCAGCCUGGAGUGCUCAUCCAGGUGUUUGAGGGUGAGCGGGCGAUGACCAAAGACAACAACCUGCUCGGGAAGUUCGAGCUCACAGGCAUUCCACCGGCGCCCAGGGGUGUCCCUCAAAUCGAGGUGACGUUCGACAUCGAUGCAAACGGCAUCCUGAACGUGUCUGCAGUGGACAAGAGCACCGGCAAGGAGAACAAGAUCACCAUCACGAACGACAAAGGUCGCCUGUCCAAGGAAGAGAUAGAAAGGAUGGUGAAGGAUGCAGAGAAGUACAAGGACGAAGACGACAAGCAGAAGACGAGGAUCACUGCCAAGAAUGCGCUGGAGAGCUACUCGUUCAACAUCAAAUCUACUGUCGAGGAUGAGAAGCUCAAGGACAAGCUGUCGGAGGAUGACCGCAAGAAGAUCCUUGAGAAGGUGGAGGAGACCAUCAAGUGGUUGGACACAAACCAGCUUGCCGACAAAGAGGAGUAUGAGCACCGGCAGAAGGAGCUUGAGCAGGUGUGCAACCCCAUCAUCACCAAGCUGUACCAGGAUGGUGGCAUGCCAGCUGGUGGUUUCCCUGGAGCUGGAGCUCCUGGUGGAGCGGGUGCUGCACCUGGUGCUGGUGCUGGCAGCGGACCAACCAUUGAAGAAGUCGACUGAGCGUUUCAGCUUUGUGUUCGUUUUGGUCUUUUGCUUACCAAGUUAUGUUCAAUAAAAGACCCCUUGGAGCUGCUACCAGCUUUGUAGCUGUUUCCAUGAUGUAAAUAUCUAUUCAGAGCGAAAUAAAAUGGUGACCUUUGAAGUAAA